Messenger RNA from Cercospora beticola, 3718 nucleotides. RefSeq names its product glycosyltransferase family 2 protein. The record is from RefSeq and is a predicted model, not a curated record. NCBI's taxonomy places the organism in Eukaryota, Fungi, Ascomycota, Dothideomycetes, Mycosphaerellales, Mycosphaerellaceae.
CUGCCUAAAAGGGACUGGCGUACCUGGCGAUGCCAAAAAGAGAUCCUCAUCACAAGCUCUGCAAUGCGGAACAUGGCUUGCUUCUCGACUCCCGCCUGCAACAUGAACUUUCGGCAACGCUAUCCGCUCGUGGCGCUGGCUUCUGCAGCGCAGGAGCAGUGCUCGGCGCCAGGUGCCCGGAAGGUUUCGUUCAUCAACGGGCACGAAGCUGAGGGAAUCAGUGCCACGGCCUUCAUAUACUGGGCUCGUGCCUCGUGCUAUCCCUUUCACCCACCACCGACUUGCCAAGUUGUACAUCGUUGCCGGGCAUUGUGCCUACAUACAUUCGCUCAUCUAAUCCUGGCUGUCCACUGGGCACUACUGUUUCUUGUUCGGUCUUCCAACACCUGAACAUUAAACGAGGCCGUGCUGCACCAUAACCUCACUGGACCUGGGACGCGCGCUCAUCGUGCGCGGGGUCUCUCCUUACGAUGGGCCUUCUCUCCUACAUGAAGCCCAAGAAGGGCACCGAAGAGGACAAACCAGAGACGGGAAAAGUCGAGACGACCGAGAAGCAAUCAACCGAUCAGAGCAGGGCCAGCACAUCUGGACCGACACCCGGCAAUGGCACUCCCGGAUCUUGGUCAAGACCAGCUUCUCUAUAUCCUGCCAAUGAGUACCGCAACUCGCAAUCCGAGGACAUUCACGAAAUAAAAUGUGACGUGAUGGUCAACUGGCUGUACCAACAGCAAAUGGAGCGUCUUUGGACUGCCGGUGGUAUGGAUGAAGGCGUGGUACUCAAGAAGUCCCGUGGUCAAUACACAUGCUGUCCCUCUGAUAUUGUGGAAGAGCCUUUUGGAUUCUUCAAGGCCAUUGAGACCUUGAACGUGAAGGUCGCCAUGACUGUCAACACAAGAGUCAUCAAACUCUUCCUUCACAACAACGACCGACCAUACGUCCCGCUCAAAAACGGCCUGCGUCUGCAGGUACUUCCAGACAUCUCGUAUCUUCCGCGCUGCCAGAAGCAUCAAUUCGCGGCUUUCAUUGCAGACCGAGGCCUGCUGGUGGUUUGGGAUGAUGAACCACGUCACUUGCUUGACCGCGCCCACAAGAUUGAGAAGGCACUCAUGGAGAUGAUUUGGGAUGAUACGUCCUCAAUCGACGAGAAGAAGGAGGGCAGUGUUGCCGUUAACGAGGUCGACGGCGAUUCCGAUGGCAGCGACCUCGAGGCCAACGGACAGGAAAAGCCUCGCAACAUCGUGCUGUGGCAAGCAAUCCUCUGCGCCGUCACCUUGUGCAUCACAUUCGUUGCCAUUGGUACAGGUUUCCAGGCGAUCGCGGUUUCGACGAUCAUUGACAGCAACUACAUCCGAAUGGCUUUCGUGCUCGUCGUUCCAUUGCAGUUCUGGCUGGGUCUGUUCUUCUUUCAAUCGCUCGUCAACAACAUUGCGCAGCUCAUUGGCCCGAUCUCGCAAAUGUCCGCCAACACCAAGUUCUACUCUGGCCUGAAGCCGAAGCGGCUGCGACGUGGUGACGCCGCAUUGCCGCAUAUCACCAUUCAGAUGCCUGUGUACAAGGAAGGCCUCCAGGCCGUCAUCGAGCCCACCAUCCGGUCGAUCAAAGCUGCUAUCUCCACGUACGAAAUGCAAGGUGGUACUGCCAACAUCUUCAUCAAUGAUGAUGGUAUGCAGCUUAUCAGCGAGGAAGAUGCUCGCGCUCGCCAGGACUAUUAUGACGAGCACAACAUUGGAUGGGUGUCACGCCCUAAGCACAAUCCCAAGCCGGCAGAAGGCGAAGAAGUAUUCCUUCGACGUGGCAAGUUCAAGAAGGCUUCGAACAUGAACUAUGCGCUCUGGGUCAGCAAUCGUGUCGAGGAAAAGCUUGCGGCCAUUGAACGUCAUCAAGGCUGGAACCAGGAAGAUGAGGCCAACGCCUACCGCGAUGCUCUGACAGAGGUUGUCGAAGAGGAUGAAGGAAGAACUUGGGCCGAUGGCAAUAUCCGCAUGGGCGACUAUAUCCUUCUGAUCGACUCAGACACUCGUGUUCCUGUCGACUGCUUCCUGGACGCUGCUUCGGAAAUGGAACAAUCGCCUCAGGUCGCUAUCAUCCAGUACUCCUCCGGCGUCAUGAACGUCACCGACUCUUACUUUGAGCGUGGCAUUACAUUCUUUACCAAUCUCAUCUACACCGCUAUUCGGUUUGCCGUCGCCAACGGCGACGUCGCGCCCUUUGUCGGCCACAAUGCUAUCCUCCGCUGGUCCGCCCUGCAGGCCAUCGGCUACGAAUGCUACUACGGCGACGAACGCGAGAAAUUCUGGUCUGAGGAUACCGUGUCCGAGGAUUUCGAUAUGGCCCUCCGACUGCAGACUGCUGGUUACCUCGUACGUCUUGCCGCGUACCAAGGCGAUGGAUUCCAAGAGGGUGUGUCGCUGACGGUAUACGACGAAUUGGCGCGAUGGGAGAAGUACGCUUAUGGAUGCUCCGAGCUUAUCUUCCAGCCCUUCCGCUACUGGUUCACCCGUGGACCCUUCACCAAGCUCUUCCUCCGCUUCAUCGCUUCUGGCAUGCCACUUCCGUCGAAGCUCACAAUUAUGGCGUAUGUCGGCACUUACUUCGCACUCGGAUCCGCAUGGGCCUUGACUUUCGCCAACUACUUCCUCACAGGUUGGUAUAACGGCAUGCUCGAUCACUACUACGUCGACUCAUUCAGGAUCUAUUUCGCUAUCAUCAUUGUCUUCUCCGGUCUCGGAAACGUUUCUCUUGCGGUGCUCAGGUACCGCACAGGCGAGUGUGGACUCUUCCGCGCACUACUGGAAAACUUCUCCUGGGUGCCGCUACUCAUGAUUUUCUUGGGUGGCGUCUCGCUUCACGUCUCACAGGCUCUUCUAUCGCACUUGUUCAGUAUCGACAUGACUUGGGGUGCCACGAGCAAGGAGGCCACCGACACUACCUUCUUCAAGGAAGUCCCGCACGUUAUCAAAAAGUUCAAGGGAACUUUCAUCUUCUGCUUUUUCUGCACUGCCAUGAUGAUUGUCUUGGCGCAGUUCGCUCCUUACUUCUGGCAGAUCACCGACUUCAUCGCAAUCUACCCACUCAGCAGCGUCGUUGUGGGGCAUUUCCUAUUACCUGUGGCUUUGAAUCCAGGUCUGAUGAGAUUUACAUGGUAAAUCAAUCUCCUUAUACUUUUUUGUAUUCAUGUGUGCAUUUUUGGCAAGCGAACAAGGUCCCUGGCUAGGGUAAUAGAGAUAUAGCAUUCUAACGGUAUGACCAAAACGAUGCAGGAUAUGCAGCUUUGAACCAUUCAUCCUGUCCAAUUCCAAGCAGAUCUUCUUGCGCCGCGUUCGUAUUGACUUCUCCCAUGACAAAAGCAAGACGCAACGUCGUUUUUCACGUUGUGCUUUUUAUCGUGAUCAUCUCAACCAGACACCCUUCACGUACACAUACAGAUAUCGAUAUGGCACUCUCCAUUUUGUUACCGCUUUAGACUACAAGAUGUGUUUGCAGGUCCAGAAUUGCCAUGUGGCCUGAUCGGCGUGAUCUUCGAGAGCUAUUCCUGUAGACAAUUCUGCACAAUGCCGAUCAUGCUGUGCUACCUCGAGACACGCUUUUCUGUAUCCUAGAACAAUUUGGUGCACUCAAUACUGCGUGAGGUACACAUUGACAGCCUCUCUCGCCAGCAUACAGCUGUGAAGAGCUCCACGAUCGUGGCUGUUCGAUGGCUGGAAUGGCUGACGUGGGC